Molecule: messenger RNA, 842 nt
Organism: Daldinia loculata
Lineage: Eukaryota; Fungi; Ascomycota; Sordariomycetes; Xylariales; Hypoxylaceae
Product: mitochondrial large subunit ribosomal protein-domain-containing protein
Exons: 2
Coding region: 170-673 (167 amino acids)
Biological process (GO): translation
Cellular component (GO): mitochondrial large ribosomal subunit; ribosome
Molecular function (GO): structural constituent of ribosome
Source: RefSeq, a predicted model, not a curated record
AUUUAACCGGGGUUCUAAGUUCUCUGAUACAGUAUUUGUUUUCUUUGCACUGUCCGUGAUCUGAUAAUAGAUAUCACUAAAAAAGUUGAAGUGCUUUUUACGAUUCACGAUUCACGACUGUCUCAGUUGGCCUUCAUCUUCUGUACAGGUGCCCAUCCCAACCACGACCAUGCUAUUACCCAGAGCUUUACGGCGGCUCGCGGCCCCUUCAGUAUUAUUCUCAGCACCUCUGAAACGGUUCAACUUACCUAUACGCGCACAAUGGCUCUCAUUGUCAGCUUCAACCUCGUCCGGCGAACUGUCGAUCCCCUCCGAACCUAUUCGCUCCGAACUAAAGAAUCCUGUCUCCUCUACUACACAAACAGAACCAACAAAACCAACAGAACAAACGGAACAAACUGAGCCAAAGAAGCCAGCGCAAUUACCAUACUUCGUCGCCAGGAACAAUCUCAAUAAUCUCGGCGUGUAUCAUAGGGUGAAGCGGGGUGGAAGUCUGAAGCUCACAUUGGUAAAGAAUGGAGAAGGAGAUUUAAAGGCUUUGAAAAAAGACAUCCAGGAGGCACUACAACUCAAAGAUAGCGAAAUAUCUCUCAAUAGUGUUACCGGGCACAUUGUCAUAAGGGGCCAUAUGAAGUUGCAGGUUUUCAACUUUCUCUAUAGUAUGGGUUUUUGAGGGGGCUGACAGAGUAGCGACGAUAUCUACACGGCGCCAUGAUGCCGGAUUACUCUUCCCCGAGGAAGUAAGGUGAAGUAAAGAUGGGAGGAGCCUGUAUGAGUAUACAAGCGGGGAGAAGAACCAGCCAGGCAGACAAAAGUUUGUCUUGAAGCAAUAAGUCAAGUCA